Aspergillus uvarum CBS 121591 is the source of this 340-nucleotide messenger RNA. It is a transcript of the gene rps21, whose product is annotated as 40S ribosomal protein eS21. The transcript is spliced from 2 exons. Gene Ontology annotation, biological process: endonucleolytic cleavage in ITS1 to separate SSU-rRNA from 5.8S rRNA and LSU-rRNA from tricistronic rRNA transcript (SSU-rRNA, 5.8S rRNA, LSU-rRNA); translation; endonucleolytic cleavage to generate mature 3'-end of SSU-rRNA from (SSU-rRNA, 5.8S rRNA, LSU-rRNA). NCBI's taxonomy places the organism in Eukaryota, Fungi, Ascomycota, Eurotiomycetes, Eurotiales, Aspergillaceae. Gene Ontology annotation, cellular component: ribosome; cytosolic small ribosomal subunit. The record is from RefSeq and is a predicted model, not a curated record. Gene Ontology annotation, molecular function: structural constituent of ribosome. The coding region runs from base 74 to 340 and encodes 88 amino acids.
UCUCAAUUUCCCGCGCACCGCUCCGUUUUUCUCGUCAACCUCAAGUUCCUCACCACCCACCCAACUCGCCAAAAUGGAGAACGACAAGGGAGAGAUCGUCGAUCUCUACGUGCCCCGCAAGUGCAGCGCCACCAACCGCAUCAUCAAGGCCAACGACCACGCCUCCGUGCAGAUCUCCAUCGCCCAGGUUGACGAGAACGGCCGCUACACCGGCGAGAACCAGACCUACGCUCUGUGCGGUUUCAUCCGUGCCCGUGGUGAGAGCGAUGACUCCCUGAACCGCCUCACCCAGCGUGACGGCUACCUCAAGAACGUCUGGGCCGCCAGCCGUCAGCGCUAA